AUGAUAUUAACUGUCCAAGUGUGUCUGGCCAUGCGCGAGCAAUCCGUGGCCGUAAAGGGCAGACUGAUGUGCGGACCUCGGCCGGCUUCCGACGUCAAGGUGAAGCUGUGGGACGAAGACGACGGCCCCGAUCCGGAUGACGUCUUGGACGAAGGCGUCACUGACGCGGACGGCUUUUUCCAACUUUCGGUCGCGUUUUGUAUCAAUACCAAUCUUUUAAUCAACCGAUUUGAGGGAAGCGAACGAGAAAUGACCAACAUCGACCCGGUUUUCAAGGUUUAUCACGACUGCGACGACGGAAUCAAGGUUCAAGUCUUGAAUUUGGAUAUAACUUCAGCUUGAAAGUACACUGAUAGCAAUAUCAAAACAAUUUCCCAUGCUUAGCGCCAAAAACCAUCCUUUUCUUCACAGAAAUCAACUUCGAGACUUUAUAUAGUCGAGGUGCCACAAGUUGAAAUUUCAUGGAACGACACUCCGCUGUUUCGAUUUUGUGCGGUAGCGCGCAUCUGGCGAAUUUGCCAACUUCGGCCACGCUAAUUUUUUUUUUUUGGUUUUCAUUCUAAUUUUGAUCGUUUUUUAAUUGUUUUGUUCCUUUAAAAUGUAUUAUUAUCGUUGAAAGGGAUUUCGUUGUACAAAUGUAACAGAACACAGUAAGUUUCAUGACCUUUCUAGAAAAAAGCGAUAAAAAAAAGUUUGAAAAACGUCAUGUAUUCGUCAAUCGCUUUAAUAUUGUUUUUCUCGUUUCUCAAAAAAGUUUUCAAAGGUUUACCAAAAAGAUUUGCGGGUAAAAUAGGCCAUAAACCAGAGCUGUUCUCAAGCCGGGGCGACCCUGGCCGAGGCCGCUUCGACCCGACCGCGACGCGCCCCGGAGCGCCCCGGCCCGCGAAGCGGUUUUCAUUCAGGCCCCCGAAGCGAGCGCGAGGAUUUUUCCGUAUUUUUUUUGUUUUUUUAUUUCAGUUUUUUUCAUAUUGAAAAUGAAUGUUUAAGUUAUUUAUGAUCCAUGAAAAGUUUAAUUUUAUUGUUUUUGAUAGAAAUCGGGCUUUUUGAUUUCACUUUUUCGAAUCUUUUUCGUUUUUCUCGUUGUAAACAAAAAAAUAAUAUUUCAAAUAGAGGUUUGAAUCAAUUUUUUUGCGAAAAAUGAAAUUCCUGAUGAUGUGAAAAAUUUCAAAUUAUUUCUUAUUUAUUAUUUUGUUUUCUCUAGUUCUGUAAAUUGUUCUGGCCACUUAGAAAAACUAUUGAAUUUUUAGGAUUAAUAUCUCAUUUCAUCGGUUUUUUUCUUCUUUAUGUGCUCGAUAAAAAAAUGUUUUUUUCGUUUCACUUUCAUUUCAGUAAAAACUUGUGCUUCUUUCGCUUUCUUAUAAUUCGCAAAAAACCGGGAGUCAAAAAAAAAAUUUGUAUCUACGGGUCGACCGAGUUGACCCUUACCAAAGGCCGACCGCGGCCGCCCUCGAACACGCUGCAAAUCGGGGCGCCCUCGGUCGACCGCGGUCGCCCCGAGAACAGCUCUGCCAUAAACGACACAACAUUCUAAAAAAUUUUCUGUGUUUUUUUUUAAAGCCAUGUUUCAAUGUUUUCAUCGUUUUUUUUUUCUGUUUGCAGUGGUUAAUGGAUUUUUUCAGAAAGUGAGUGCCUUAUAAAAUGAAGACGUGUACUUCCAUGAGCCCUAUGAAAUAGCGAGAUCGGUUUCAGUCAAAAUAAGGUUAAAUCGACUACUCUGUUUUUGUUAUUUCACUUUUUAUUGCCAUUGGACAUGACUUUAUUGAGGGAAUCUGAACGAGAUUUCAAAGGUUGGCGAGAAAGGAAGAAGCUCACCCAUAGAGCUAUCCGUCAGAAAUGGGGCGUGAACAGUGGAAACGAUGUGCUGAACGAAAUGUCCAGAAAAACUAAUGAUUUUUUUCCUUUGAACUUAUGUAUCUGUUUUUACAAAUUCGUCAAUGUUGAGUUAUUCAGUUGUUUUUUUAAACAUUCAUUGUGUUUUAUUUCUGAUCGGGAUAUUUUUUUCACAUGAUUUGAAAUAUUACAAGUGAAAAAUGGAAGAAUGUUGCAUGUCAGGGACGUUGAAAUCAAUAUUAUAAACGCAUUUUUUUUCGCUUAAAGUUCGAAAAAUUAUUCAAUUUUAUAUGUUUCUAAUGAAACAGUCUAUCCACUAGCAAUGAUAAUCAUGAGUUUGGCACGAAGAAAACUAUUGAAACAUAAUUUAAAAAAACUAUUGAAACAUAAUUAAGUGAAAUUUUCAAAUGAAAGAAAAAAUGGAAAGCUCGACCGAAAUUCGCAAAGGCAAGUCGCUUUCACGACCACAGGCCACCAAGCGGAGUGUUGUUCCAUGAAAUUUCAAGUCGUGGCACAUCGACUAUAACUAGGUAAAAAGGCAAAAGCGUCAAAAAAUUGUUUUUGAAAAAAUCCGGAUGCUCUGAAGUAAGUUUGAGAUUCCUAGAAGUUUCGUUUCCUUUAUGAGGAAAAUCUCCCUUUUUUUUUAAUGAAUCUUCCAACUUUCAGCCUGGUCAGCGAAAGGUGAAGUUCCGGAUUCCGACCCAGUACAUUUCUCCCGGCGGCCAUGCCAAACGUACCUUCGACAUUGGUGUCCUCAACCUCGAAACGAUUUUCCCCAAAGAAGAACGAGACUUUAUUUGAUAAUUGAACUUUCUUACAUUUUUAUUUUAAUAAAUUAACAUAUAACAAACCGAAUAUGUUUUGAAGAUGUAUAAAUUACACGGUGUUUUUUUCAUUACGCAAGGUCAAGACUUUUCGUAAAUUAUGAUGCUUAGGGUGUAAGCACACCGAGACGCAAUAUCGAAACUCAAAAUGUUUUUUUUUCAAUUUUAGAAUUUGAGAUUUCAGGAUAAUAGUCCUGAAAUGUUCGAAAUUUGUCAGUUUGAAGAAUAUGAUGUGAAAUAAACAUUCACUUACGUUAAAAAACAUUUAGAAACGAUUUAAAAAAAGGGGAAAAACUCUAAAUUACUGAUUACAAAGUAAAAAAACAAAAAAAUAAUAUGAAGGUGAAGCAGCUCCCAUUGAAUAAGCAUUUAUAAAUACGAAAAAUAUUGAAAUGAGGAAAAUUCGAGGAGCAAAUGAAAAAAACAUUUUAUAUACCUCGAAAACCUAGUUUCAGAAAAACAAAUAAUGGAUAGAAAGCAGAAAUUUUAGAAAAAAAACCUCGUAUGGCGAAAUUUUUGUUUAAAUCCGAAAAACCAUCAAAAAACUAGAAAAAAAUAUAUAAUUUAGAUGAUGCAUAUAUCAAAAUCAUUAAACUGCAUCAGCAAAUUCAAUUUGGCUCUAAUUUACACGAAACCGGUUUCAAACUACGUCAAAGGAACUAGAUAAUAACUUUUUAUUAUUAACUGAUUAAAUUAAAAAAACUAUAGUUUCCAAAAAUAGAGUUACUCUUUUUCAUGUCGCGAAACAGAUUUCAAAAAUUUUGAAAAAAAUUAGGACUUUUUAGAAAAAAAUCUUCAGCUCUUUUGAGAAAAAAAGUUAAAGAUCUGAAACCGGUUUUAGAAAAAAAUGCGCAAUUUAAAGCUCCACAAGAUGUACCCAUAGAGAGGCGGAUCACAUAAAUGCAAGAAAUAGAAAAAAAGUAAAAAAACCAAGGAAAAAAAGUGAAGAAAUUCAAUUUUUUUGCAUCAGAAACCAUGAGAAGGGCUAACGGAUAAUAUGCCGCUGGGACCCAAAAAUUUCGCAUUUUCAUUGCGCGGAACACCGUGCCCUCUCAAAAAAUUUAAAAAUUGGAAAUGCAUUUUUUUGCUUUUUACUUUUUUUGAUGAAACCAAUCAAAUUCAAGAAAAAAACAUUUUUUUGAAGAAAAAAAUGUUUCAGAGAGCGAUAUAGCGGAAGACGUUUGCGACGUCGCAGCGAAAGGCGAGCCGGUUUUUUUCGCUUUUUCAUUCCUAUUUCAGUUAUUUAUUUAUUAUGUUCAUGUGUGCAUCGAAAAAUAGUAGAAAACAUUGUAAAAGAGCGGUUGCCGAGCUUUUUGAAUAGUCGGCGGCAAAUGAAUUGAACUCGUGCCAAGAACCGCGAACGCACACGCUACGCGUCCCGCCCCUCGCCCCGCCUCCUUCGCCUUUCAAGUCGGGAAACAUUGACUAUAAAUUAUACUCCUCAGCAUCAUUCCAUUAUUAUUUCAGGAGCAAGCCCGACUCGGCAUGCCACCUUCUCGACGGCCUUUUUCCGACCGGCGGAAUCCCGACGGACGCCUCCAGGACCUACGGGCUGGCCCGAGUCUUCCUAGAACUCUGCGAAACUGUCCAGGACGCGCCGAGCGUCCUCGAUGCCUUGAAAUCGUCGAAAAGACAUUCGGAAAUGGUGAGUUUUGCUCGAAAUUCAGUCAGUCAGAAAAAUACCUGGCCGGCAAGGUUCUUUGUUUUGUUUCGUGAAAUUCUUUUUUGUAUCGGAGGAAGAUUCUGAAUAUCUCAGCUUGCAAAAGCUUAGUUCUUGUAAAUAGGCUUAAAAUAGCCUAUUCCAACAAAAUUUAUAGGUUUCCUUGUCUAUAAGAUAAUAUUUUUCGAAAACUAGAAAGUUUUGCAGCUUGAAGUGUUCAGAACCAUAACGUGCUCCGUCGAGAAAUAUUCUAGCCGAUUUUCAAAACAUCAUGAAACUCUCCAUGGAGUGUUGCGAUUCACACAAAAAAGGCUUUUCAACUUCAUAAAAAUCUUUUUUUUUCAUUGGGUUUUUCAUUAUGGAGAACCUUCGGAAGUGAAAGAAAGUAUAUAACCCCCCAAAAAAAAAGCUCAUUUCCUUGAUUUUUUUCAUUUACGAAUUUGGAGAAAUAAUCUUUAUUUUUUUGCUUCUGGACAUCAAUAUGGAUACAAUUUAUCACAUAGACUUGUUUGAAUUGCAAAAACCUCAUCAAAUUUUCCGCAGUGACUGUAAUAGUCAAAAUUUUCUGGUUUCAACUGUUAAUGGUCGAUUUAAAAAUUAUAUUCAUCAAUUUUCGCUCGAAAACAUUUGCCCUCCUUUUCAUCAUUUUUAAGGAUCUUUUGAAUUUUUUCCGACCAAGUUUCCAUAUUUCUCCAUCAAAUUUCUAGAACCGACCUAUUUCUACAGAAAAUUUUGCGAAAAAGGGGAAUGUUCAGUUUUUCACUCGUUCGGUCCUCCUAUUGAACAGAACGAACGGUGACUUCUUCACAGUUUGAGCAGAGGACGUGUAGCAAUCAACUUGAAAUAUUUCGUGAAAAUUCAUUUUGGGACAGCGCCUCAGUACUUGUCAGUAGCCUCUAAAACGCGGAAUUGAGCAACUUGAACCACUUCUCGAGAAUUAUUUCUAACGCGCCAAUUUCUGGAAUAGUUUAAACUAGUUUAGCAGAUAAUAUAUGCCAUUAUGAAUAGGAUGAAUUGAACUUUUCGAAUUAUCACGCAGCCGAAAAAAAAACUAGGAAAAUGAGCUUCCUAUACAUAUGAAGCGCACUUUAUUAGCUUCCGUUGAAGCGUUUUCGAAACCGCUUUUUUCACUCACUCGAAAAUAGCUAACGGUGUGCACUUUCAAGUUCAGUCGGAAUUUGCAUACGGUCAAUCAAUGAAUAGCAUAAAGAGGCUAACUUUCUGCUAUUUCAUUACUCUUUGUAUGCACUCCGAUACUAUCCCAAUGCCCUCUGGAUUCGAGAGUGCUGACGAAGCUUUGGAAGUAUGCUGCCGGAUAGCACUCCGAUAGCGCUCUCUCCGCGUAUCCUAUUUGUUGACGGACGAAGUGCAUACCCCGAUUGACCUUAGUUUUUUGAAAAUAAGAAUUUUUGGGCAAUUUCUAAUUAUACACAGUUGCAUUUCCAACUAGACCGCUGAGUUUUCUUUUUAUUUCCUGUUAAAUUUUGACUGUUCAUGUGUUUUUUAAUUUUAUUUUUACGACUUUUCCGACUUUUUCACACCGCUAAGGAACUUUCCGACGGCGACGUUUGCGAUGAAUCUCUUUCAAUUCAAUUAUUUUACUUUCGCAACACCGGGAUGGUAUGGUGAUGUUGCAAAUAGGGAAAAAGACCACUAGCUGGAUUAACUGACCACACGUUUGAAGAAAAAAAAUUUGUAUGAGAGAAGAAACAUAAAAUUUCCCACUUUCUUAUCAUAUUUCUUUCGGCCUGUCAAAACCUGAACUGAAAGUUUCAGAAGCUUAUGUAGUUGUUGUGAUGAAAGUAUCUCAACGGUCUCGAGCUGGCCGUAAAUAUUCAAUUCAAUUCAAUUUAUUCAGUCUUCAGUGUAAGAUGUAGAAAAUCUCUGCUGAAUUAUGGUAUAAUCGAAGAGUUAGUCGUCGGCGCGGGUUACGGUCCACAAUCGUUGUCCAAUAAGCCGUGGUGUGACAGCUAGUGUUGGGAAAUGAUGUGGGCCCGUUGGUAGCAUCGCUUGACACGCAGUAAAUAUGCCACAACUAAAUUAACACUCUUAAUCUCAGAAUUUUAUAGAAAAAAAAAAACAAUUUUCCAGGAGAAACCCCGAGAUUGGUCAUUUUCGCAGAGCCGUCACCUUCAAAUUUAG
Messenger RNA from Caenorhabditis auriculariae, 6456 nucleotides. The record is from the annotation of a GenBank genome assembly. NCBI's taxonomy places the organism in Eukaryota, Metazoa, Nematoda, Chromadorea, Rhabditida, Rhabditidae.